AUGGCGGUGCAACCAGAGGGCCUAAAAUGUACGGUGGAGGAAUCCAAUGCAGAGGGGGGUACAGCCGAGCCCUUCCUGAGGCUCCACAACUUGUACCCCAGCCCGCGCUGGGCCAGGCAGGCCGCCCUGCCCAGGCUGAGCCGCCAGGCGGUCAGCCAGCACUCCUACCAGCCGAACCGUUUCCCCUCCGUGGUGCCCCUGGACCCCAUGGAAAGCCCCGCCUCCCAGGAAGACCUGAAGCUGGACAACAGCCCUCCCCGCGUGCAGCUCAGCGACGAGACGUUCGUCUUCCAGGACGGGCAGUGGGUGAGUGAGAACUGUCGCCUGCAGUCCCCCUACUUCUCCCCGUCCUCGUCCUUCCACCACAAGCUGCACCACACGAGGCUGGCCAAGGAGUGCCCGCGGCAGGAGGCGAACCAGUCCCUGUGCGCGGAGAACCAGUCCCUGUGCGCGGAGAACCAGUCCCUGCGCGCGGAGAACCGCACGCUCCGCGAGGAGAACGAGAUCCUGCAGUUCUUAUGGGAGGAGCACCGGGCCGUGCUGCGCCGCGCCUCGCCGCUGCUGCGCAAGCACAACGCCUCGUCCCUGGAAGCGGUGAAGAAGGACCCGGACCUGCAGGUGCACGGCGGCCGGGAGAGCUGCACCCUGCAGCUCCUCCGGGAGGAGAACCGGGCCCUGCAGCAGCUGCUGGAGCAGAGAAAGGCCCAGCCGGACGAGAAGGCGGCCUUGACCGAGAUCAAACCGGUCCCCUCGCCCCAUGAGGCACCCCACGGGCUGCUGCCGGACCAGGGCUCGGGCCUCUCCUCCCCCUUCAAGGAGCCCCAGGCCCCGCAGGAGGACUCCAAGACACUCUGGGCCCUGCGCGAGAUGCUUAGCCACCUGUCGGGGCAGCCCAGGGAGGAGGGGGGCAAGGCGGGCCCGGGCCUGCCCGACGGCGGCCAGUCCCUGGAGCUGCUGCGGGAGAUGAGGCAGGCGCUGCAGGCGCUGCGGAAGGAGAACCAGAACCUGCAGGAGGAGAACCGGGCCCUGCACGUGCUGUGCGAGGAGCACCGGAUUUUCCAGGAGGAGAGCAAGGCGCUGUGGGAGAACAACAAGCUGAAGCAGCAGCAGAAGCUGGUCAUCGACACGGUGACCGAGGUCACCGCCCGCAUGGAGCUGCUCGUGGAGGAGCUGUACGCCUUCGUGCCGACCAAGAACAAAGACCCCAAGAAGCCCAGCAGGGUCUGA
Mesoplodon densirostris (Blainville's beaked whale) is the source of this 1227-nucleotide messenger RNA. It is a transcript of the gene CBY2, whose product is annotated as chibby family member 2. NCBI's taxonomy places the organism in Eukaryota, Metazoa, Chordata, Mammalia, Artiodactyla, Ziphiidae. The coding region runs from base 1 to 1227 and encodes 408 amino acids. The transcript is spliced from 2 exons. The record is from RefSeq and is a predicted model, not a curated record.